UUUGCUUUUGCCCCUCCCGCUUAUCUAUUUACGCGUUACUGCGAUACGUCACGUUCUCUUAUUUCUAAACUUCAAUGUCAUGUUCCUUGUAUUAAAUUUGAUCGAACAAUUUAAUUAUCGGUUUCGGAAGUCUGUGUCCAUUUUUGAAACAUGCAUGCCUUGUACCGACUUUAUUAAUUUUUUUUAUGUAGUUGAUAAAUAUUGUAUUUAUACGUUCUGUCGAAACAUCAAUAAUACCUUAUAGUGAAUAUGUUUCCUCAUUUAUGAAAUAUAUGCAUAUAAAAGUAUAAUAGAUAUCACAAUGUCAUUGUGGGCAAAAGCACAGCAAUUGCCACAAGAUGCAUUGCAGCAAGUGCGUUCAGUGUACGGAGAACACUUCCCAAUUGAGGUUCGACAUUUUUUGUCUUCUUGGAUAGAAGAAAAAAUGUGGACUGACAUAGAACCUGAUAAUCCACAGUAUGAACAGUACACUGCUAAUCUUGUUAGAUCUUUAAUACAAGAGUUAGAAACAAAAGCAGCUUCGUUGAAUACAGAUGAUAUGUUUCUGACGAAAAUUAAGUUGAUGGAAGUUGCCAAAAGUUUUCGUCAAAGAUAUUCUCAUAAUCCAGCAGCACUAUUUAGAAUAAUUAGACAUUGUCUAGGCACAGAAAUGAAAUUAGUAGCUCAAUUGGAGAAUUUAGGUGGUGCUUUAAUGACAAUGGCAGGCGGAAAAGUAGGACUGAUUAGUGACGCGGUUGCUGAAAUAGCACAGCACGUUGAAUCAUUGCGGCACAGAACACAGGAAACUGGAGAAGAUUUACGGAAAAUGGAACAAGAACAAGAAGCAUUUGCAAUUAGUUACCAUGAAUGCACUAAAUUAAAUGCACAUCUUCAACAUCUUGCAACACAGCCACAAAACCAACCAAACUUAGAUUUGGAAAAAAAGAUUAGAAGACAAAAGGAACAACAAGAGCAAUUAUUGAAUCAUAAGAUAGCUGGCUUGAUGCAAUUACGGUUGACAUUAGCAGAUAAACUAAAGGACACUAUUACAAGAUUGAAUAGUUUACAAUCCAGAGUUUUAGAUGAUGAACUUAUUAGGUGGAAAAGGGAUCAACAAUUAGCAGGAAAUGGUGCACCAUUUAAUAGUAAUUUAGAUUCAAUUCAAGAAUGGUGUGAAAGUCUAGCAGAAUUAAUAUGGCUUAACCGUCAACAGAUUAAAGAAGCAGAACAUCUGAAACAAAAGUUUGCAUUGGAACCACCUGGCAUGCAAGAUAUUCUUCCUACAUUAAAUUCACAGAUUACCCAACUUCUCAGCUCAUUAGUUACAAGUACAUUUAUUAUAGAGAAGCAACCACCACAAGUGAUGAAGACCAAUACUCGUUUUACGAGUACGGUGCGUCUACUUGUAGGUGGAAAAUUGAAUGUUCACAUGACUCCUCCACAAGUAAAAGUGAGCAUUAUUAGUGAAGCUCAAGCAAAUGCUUUAUUAAAGAGCGAUAAAAUGGCAAAAAAUGGAGAGGCUAGUGGUGAAAUUUUAAACAACACAGGAACAAUGGAAUACCAUCAGGCCACAAGACAGCUAUCUGUAAGCUUUCGUAAUAUGCAGCUAAAAAAAAUAAAAAGGGCGGAGAAAAAGGGAACUGAAUCUGUGAUGGAUGAAAAAUUCUCGCUUCUUUUUCAAUCACAAUUUAGCGUUGGAGGUGGUGAAUUAGUAUUUCAGGUUUGGACAUUGAGCUUGCCAGUUGUAGUAAUUGUACAUGGAAACCAAGAACCACACGCCUGGGCUACGGUUACAUGGGAUAACGCAUUCGCUGAACCAGGAAGAGUACCAUUCGCAGUACCUGACAAAGUCCCAUGGGGUCAAGUAGCCGAAGCAUUAAACGUUAAAUUUAGAUCAGCAACCGGUCGUUCAUUAACAGAAGAUAAUCUCCGGUUUCUUGCGGAAAAAGCAUUUCGUGGUGGAAUUGCUAAUGGACAAGAUUAUUCUAGUUUACUCUUAAGUUGGGCCCAAUUUUGUAAAGAACCAUUACCUGAGAGAAACUUUACAUUUUGGGAAUGGUUCUAUGCCGUUAUGAAAUUAACUAGAGAACACUUGAGAGGACCUUGGAUCGAUGGUUACAUAUUAGGAUUCGUAAGAAAGAAGCAAGCAGAGGAAAUGUUAGCAAAUUGUGCAUCAGGAACGUUCCUAAUGCGGUUCUCAGACUCUGAACUCGGUGGAGUUACCAUCGCUUGGGUUGGAGAUCAAACGGAAGUCUUUAUGUUACAACCCUUCACAAGCAAAGACUUUGCAAUUCGCAGUUUAGCAGACCGUGUAUCAGAUUUACAACAUUUACUUUACCUUUAUCCGGAUUUAUCAAAAGAUCAAGCAUUUUCCAAAUAUUAUACACCAUUUACAGAAAAUCAAUCUACGUCGACAAAUGGAUAUGUAAAACCUUUGUUAGUAACGCACGUACCUGGUUGGGGUGGACCGGGUGUUGGUGGUCAAACACCAUCGCAUUCUUCUGUUGUCGGGGUAGGGAGUAGUGGUCAAAGUGGUCCGGGUGGUAGUUAUCCUGCAACCCCAUCAACUAUGUUUCAAGCGCACAGUCCUGAUCCGUCCGUAACACGCGACACUCCAUCGGUGGCUUCCAGCUACGCUCCGGGCCUUGGCCAGUCAAGCGUUGGGCGAACAAAUGCGGACAUGGACUAUGUGGAGCUGAUGGGUCACGGCGAGCUGCCCUCGAUCGACGAAAAUCUCAACUUGGACCACUUUAAUGGCUUUAGCUUCUCCGAGUUCAUACAAUCGUACAACGCUAAGCCGCAAUAGGUAUGUCAGGCGCGAUAUAUUUCUCUUGUACCUACGUGUCGAUUAAACGUCUCUUAACAUCACUUUCAUCUACUUUUUAUAUUGUACGUAUGUUAUUCGGCGGACGUAAUCCGUGUUUUAGAUUGCUGUUUUUAAGAGGGGAGGGAUGUAAAAAUGGUCUAAUCGUCUUCAACGUUAUCGUUUUAUCCUUUUAACAGAGCAUUACAUAUCUUCAAUUAUACCGCAUAAGUGCAAUAUAUCUAGAGAAAGUUAUCUUAGUACCUUUUAUGGAUGAUCGAAUUUUAAAAUUGCUGUUUACGCAUUAAUGUUAUCCGGUUGCAUAUUUUAUAUACGGGUACGUGUAACAUUAAGCAUCGUCUUACGAAGAGCUUAAAACAGGUUGUUUAUCUUUGUUUAAAUAUAAUAAUUCAUAUAUGAUAGUUCUUUUAAACGUUUAAAUCGAAUCGACUACUUCAAGCUAUUAUUUCGAGUUGAUAAUCGACGUCUAAAAUUUAUCUUCUUGUUUUCAUUCUUGAAUCCCGUGGAAUGCGUUGACCCCUCUGACUCAACAUUGUCGAUAGAAAUUUCGUUGUAAAAGAAUUUUCAUAAUUUGCGCUCAAAUUGAUUAAUAUUUGAAUAAGUUGCAUAACAAGUUUUUAGAGAAAAGUUUGAAUGACUAGUCGCGAAGAUUAAAUGUGAAAGAAUGUGCAGUACUAAUUAAUGAAAAUCCGAGCUGUGAAAGCCUUAAGAACCUUUUCAACCUUGCAUAGUAUCUAUCAGAUCAUGUUCUAGUUUUAAAUAUAUAUAUAUAUUAUAUAUAUUACAUAUAUUAUAAAGCGCUAUGUUAUAACACUUUUAUGGAAUAUAUAAUUUUAGAUUUUUGUUUUCCUUUCCUUUCUGUCAUGCCGAGUUUAUACGUUUAAAUCGUUGCAUUUCGUUAAAAGGAAAAAGAACAAAAAAUUAAUGUUUGAUACGAAAUAUAAAUAUUGAAUGUGUUGAGAUGCGUGUGAGUACAAAUAUGAAAAAGCACAUAUAAACAAGUUAACUAAAAUAAAGAAGCUAAUUAAUUUUUA
Messenger RNA from Megachile rotundata (alfalfa leafcutting bee), 3837 nucleotides. RefSeq names its product Signal transducer and transcription activator Stat92E (gene Stat92E). Gene Ontology annotation, biological process: regulation of DNA-templated transcription; signal transduction. Gene Ontology annotation, molecular function: DNA binding; DNA-binding transcription factor activity. The record is from RefSeq and is a predicted model, not a curated record. Lineage: Eukaryota; Metazoa; Arthropoda; Insecta; Hymenoptera; Megachilidae.